This is a messenger RNA of Syngnathus acus (greater pipefish), 2011 nucleotides long. RefSeq names its product protein interacting with cyclin A1 (gene proca1). The record is from RefSeq and is a predicted model, not a curated record. The transcript is spliced from 4 exons. Gene Ontology annotation, biological process: arachidonate secretion; phospholipid metabolic process. The coding region runs from base 165 to 1886 and encodes 573 amino acids. Lineage: Eukaryota; Metazoa; Chordata; Actinopteri; Syngnathiformes; Syngnathidae. Gene Ontology annotation, molecular function: A2-type glycerophospholipase activity.
CUCCCCUCCAUGUUUGCAUCCUGCCCCACAUUGCGGCAAACCCCUCCUCGUGUUGGCGAGGAAUUAAACAUCACACCACCCAAGUGGGAGGGCAUCCCGAAAGGCCCCGUAGAAGAGCUGCAGCGGCGCCCGCCCGCCCCAGCCUUCACUUGCAAUCCCUUGCCAUGUGGUGGGUGGUCCUGGUGGCUCUGUCUUACCUGGACAGGGAGCUGGCGCUCGGCUCCGGGGUGGGCCCGCCGUCCCGAGGGAGGCUGUCCGAGGAGUGCGGCGGCGGCCCGCGGGGCUCCCGGCCUUUUACGCCGCGCAUGGACGACGAGCCCGAGAGGAGGGGCUCCGCGGUGACCAGGAGAGCCAAAAGAGGCUUCACGUAUCCCGGGACCCUUUGGUGCGGCGCCGGAAACAUGGCAGACCGUUACGACCAACUAGGGGAAUUUGAGGAGACGGACAGCUGCUGUCGCACACACGACCACUGCCCCCACGUCAUCCACGCCUUCUCCUCCAAAUACGGAUACACCAACUUCAAGUGGCACUCCAUCUGUCACUGCGACUGCGACCAGGCGUUGAAGGCUUGCCUGCACCGAGUCAACGACACGUCCUCCUGGGUGAUGGGGCAGGCCUUCUUCAACGUCAUCGCCGCGCCGUGCUUCCAGCUGCUCUACGAGGAGCGCUGCGCCGAGCGCCACUGGUACGGACCGUGCAAACGCUACGAGAAGCUGCCCGUCGCCGUGGUCAAGGAGGCCGUCCCGUACGAAUACGGCGCCGCCGACAUCGGUUCUCCUGAGAGGAAGACUGACCACGAGAAGGAGGAGAGCGCCACGCCGGCCGCCCCGUCGGGCGCCGAGGCACCGUCGCUCCACGCCGUGGAGAACUUUACCGAGGCGCUCGCCACCAUUGUUUCUUCCACAUCUGCCGCGCAAACUUCACACAAUAAGAGGAAGAAAAAGAAAGACAGAGGCCAGAAGACGAAAAAGGCAAUGGGGCAGAGAAGCAAGCACAAAAAAGGAGCCACAGCGACAGUUCCUUUGACUAAGUCCAUCAAUGAUGUCAUAACGGGCGAAGCGGCGCCGGAGACCGCCCAGCUGCGGCCGACGGGGCGACCGAGCGCUCAGCCGCCCAAAAAACGGAGAGCGAGAACGGGCAGGGGAGGGCUCAAAGUCGCCCUGGCUUCCCCUGAGCAGGCGCCGCGACUCGCCGGCUACGACCUCACCGCUGGCCUCACGUCGCACCCCAAAGGUGAGGAGAUCCCGCAACCUCCGGUCCACCUGAAGUCUCCUGCCAGGCCUGCGUCCAAAAAAAGGCUAACGAGGAAGGAGGAAGUCGUCGUGACUUGGCCAAAGGAGCCGGUCCAGCCUACGGUGGCCGACGGCCACAAUCAGCAUCAACGCCCCGGUGAGAAGAUCUUUGCAUCUUCGAGUAGCGCGAUGGCAGCGUCGCAGCCUGGAGAACAGAACCCACCGGGAGCUCCCGACCACUGGCAAGACAGAAGAGACAAUGAGGACGGCAAGAAAAGGAGGAAAGUACGGCCGGAUUCAGGGGCCGGAAGCACCGGAGCCCAACGUGCGCAAAGUUCGGACGGCCCAUCCGGAGCACGCGGCCAGCGCAACCAAAGCGCAAAAGCGGCUUCUCAAAGCGCAACGAGCCUCACGAGCGCCGAGCCGUCCCGUAGCUUUGCUCCGACGAGCCGGCUCGGGAGGAAGGCUACGCCCGGCGGCCCGGCGUUGCCCGCCGAGGAGAGCGUGGCAAAGCGGAGGGCCGGGGGGGCGUCCGGCGACCUUCGCAGCAGCGCCGUGCUGCGCUCCGUGGAGAGAGCCCGACGGCAGUUUGCCCGCAAGAAGAAAAGAAAAGCCGCUCGGACUGUCAGACCUCCGUGGUUUGCGAGACCUUGAAUGUGACGUCGUCGUCUUUGGAAGCUUCAGCGUUUCCAAAUCAAUCAAUCAAUAAAUAAUCACACAAAUGGAUCCCAUUUGACUGUCAUGUGACUGAUCACAGCUUGAAUAAAACGUGAGGGAGU